AGAUUUUUAAUUAUCGCUCGAAACGGUCCUAUCAGUAGAAUAUGUUUCUUCCAUAAGGAAACAGUUCAAGAUGAGAGAUAAAAUAUUUAAUUUUAGACGAUACAGUUCGUUGCCUAAACUGCCGGAAUGUGAUUUUGUUCCUAAUCAGUAUAAGGGCCCUUCCUUUAAGAAAAUGGCAGAUAUUCGGAAAUCUUGCUUAAAUCCUGUCCUUACAACGUACUACAGUAAACCCUUGGCAAUUCACCAAGGGCACAAACAAUGGCUGUUUGAUCUGGAUGGCAAACGAUACUUGGAUAUGUUUGGCGGAAUAUGCACAGUCUCCGUUGGUCAUUCUCAUCCACGAAUAUCAGAGGCAGUUAAUGAACAAAUUAGGACUUUGGGACAUUGCUCCAAUGUGUACUAUCAUCCAAAAAUACACGAAUACGCGGAGAAACUUGCAAGCAAGCUACCCGAGAAGCUAAAGGUAAUUUACUUCGUAAAUAGCGGUUCAGAAGCCAAUGAUUUAGCGGUGCUGCUAGCAAGAAGCUUCACUGGAAAGCACAAUAUAGUGUCUUUCCAAAAUUGCUACCAUGGCAUGACCUACCAGACUAUGGCUCUGACUAGUAAUGGAUAUUAUAAAUAUCCAGUCAUGCAAAAUCCUGGCUUUUUUAAGACUAUGAAUCCGGAUGUCUAUAAAGGCAUUUGGGGUGGCAGCCAUUGCAGGGAAGGACCAGUACAAGCUGAUAGAAGCUGCAGUUGUAAAAUUGCCGAAUGUGAAGCGGGCCAGAAUUAUUUGAACCAGUUCCAGGAAGAACUGAAGUAUGAAUUUCCUGCAAAUGGCAUUGCUGGAAUUUUCGCUGAAAGUAUUCAAGGGGUUGGUGGUGUAGUCCAAUAUCCCACAAACUACAUCAAGGGAGUGCAUGCCACAGUGAAAGCAUCCGGAGGAGUAUUUGUUUCAGAUGAGGUUCAGACUGGUUUUGGGAGAACUGGAGACCAUUUUUGGGGCUUUGAGUCGCAUGACAUCGAACCCGAUAUUGUAACCAUGGCUAAGGGAAUUGGGAACGGGUUUCCUCUAGCUGCUGUAGCGACUACCGCUGAAGUUGCCCAGAGUCUAACAAAGGCUACCCAUUUUAAUACCUUUGGCGGGAACCCAAUAUCAUCUAUUGUUGGUUUAACCGUUCUAAACAUAAUUGAAGAAGAAAACUUACAAGAAAAUUCCAAGAAGGUUGGGACGCAUCUUCUACUUGAACUUGAAAAGCUGAAAGAACAUAGUGCGAAUGUUGGCGAUGUUCGAGGCCAAGGCCUAAUGAUUGGUGUAGAGUUGGUGUCAGAUAAAGCUACCAGAGCGCCUUUAGAGUCAAGUAAAUUCAUGACACUAUGGGAAAACUGUCUGGAAAUGGGUGUAAUUCUCGGGAAAGGAGGACUGCAUGGAAAUGUCCUACGUAUUAAACCUCCCAUGUGCAUCACCAAGGAAGAUGCUGAUUUCACAGUGGAGGUUUUACAACUUGCAUUAAAUCAACUUUAGCCAAUGUACACGGGGGAUUGACUCAUCUGUUGUAAAAUAAAUAUACCAAGUAAAACAACAUUAUUUUGCAUAUUGCACGAUGCAAAAAAUAGCUGCUAAUCGAUACAUUUUAUGUACAAUCUAAAUAUUCGCUUGUUUUUACUAUAAUAAUUAAUACUGUAUUAUUUAAUUGAAGUUUUCAUUCGAAAACUUGAAGUAAAUAAUG
Molecule: messenger RNA, 1709 nt
Organism: Dendroctonus ponderosae (mountain pine beetle)
Lineage: Eukaryota; Metazoa; Arthropoda; Insecta; Coleoptera; Curculionidae
Product: alanine--glyoxylate aminotransferase 2, mitochondrial
Exons: 8
Coding region: 71-1504 (477 amino acids)
Biological process (GO): glyoxylate catabolic process
Cellular component (GO): mitochondrion
Molecular function (GO): L-alanine:glyoxylate transaminase activity; pyridoxal phosphate binding
Source: RefSeq, a predicted model, not a curated record